Messenger RNA from Indicator indicator, 1032 nucleotides. RefSeq names its product MANSC domain containing 4 (gene MANSC4). The record is from RefSeq and is a predicted model, not a curated record. Bases 1 to 1032 code for a protein of 343 amino acids. The transcript is spliced from 3 exons. Lineage: Eukaryota; Metazoa; Chordata; Aves; Piciformes; Indicatoridae.
AUGGUUCUGCUGGUGGCAGCAGCACUGCUGGUUCUGGGCUUGGCUGUGAAGUCAGAAGCUCUCUGCUCACCCACAAGCUUCUACAAGGACUGCUGGAUCCGACGCUUCCCAGGCCUCCUGAUCGACCUGCAGGAAUCACAGAAGAGGGGAGCCCAGGUGCUGAAGGUUUAUGCAGAAGUCUCACCCCAGCAGUGCAGCAGAAGCUGCUGCCUCUUGAGCAACGCUUCCUGCAAUCUGGCAGUGUUCUACCAUGGAGCCAUUCAUGAGAACAUGAACUGCCUGCACGUGUCCUGCCCAGCACUGGAGAGCUGCAUCCUAAAGGCUAGGAUCAACGUGGUUCUCUACAACAUCACCACAGGGACUGAUCCAGAUCUUCUGCUCUUUGGAAAACUGGCACCCCCAGAGGCCAGUCCUCACCUCCCACCCAGUGAACAUGAAAGGCAAAACAGCACAAAAGCCACCAAGCAGGAGAGAUGCCAGCAUCUCAACACCACCUCCAGAUCUCUUCUGAUCCAAGCUCCAUCUGCUACCAGUAGCUACAGCUUGCCAGCCUCCAGCACCAGCCUGAGGGUCACAACCCCUGCAAUUCCUGCUCACUCCAGGGCAGAAGCUCUUCCUACAGAUGAUCCUUUAGCUAUGAGGACGAGCACAGCUUCAGGAAGCAGCAGGUCAGUCCUCAGCUCAGACAAAACUGUGCACUCAACGUUGACACCCAAGUCUGCCAAGGUGGUGUCCCCCAUGCCCACUCCUCCUGGCCUCAACAGCAGCAAGCAGCACUCCAACGAAACCAAAGGCUACAGCGGCAGGAAUUACACCUCGGAGAACCAGGCACCUCCCUGGGAGCCUGCAGCCCUGGGGGUCUGGCUGAUUCCUCUUGUGCUUUGCUCUUCUCUCAUCUUCCUCUGCUGCUGCUCUGCUGCUUUCACAGCAGGGCACUGCAGCAGCAGGAAAGGGCACUACACGCCCACAUGGAGAAAGAGAACCACCUCAAGGCAGGUCAUAAAAUACAGCACUGCCAAGGGCAGCUGCUGA